This is a messenger RNA of Tauraco erythrolophus (red-crested turaco), 1934 nucleotides long. Lineage: Eukaryota; Metazoa; Chordata; Aves; Musophagiformes; Musophagidae. The record is from RefSeq and is a predicted model, not a curated record.
AUGUCAUCUCUACCAAGGAGGGUGAAAUCUGAAGCCAAAGCCCUUACAUCAGAAGAUGAUGAACUACCUUCAUUUCUAAAUUCGAGCUCUGAAUCAGAGGAGGAAGAGGAGGAGUGGGAGCCAAAAAGCAAAAUCACCAAGAGACCUCGGUUGCCAAAGAAAAAUGAGGCAAAACCUAAAAAAGUUGCUGCUCCACGGUCAGCUGUGGCCAGGAAAAGGGUCAAGAAGGUAGCAAUAAAAGAAGAAUUGGAUAUAUCCUUGCCUGUUGCUCCUGCAGAAGAUAAUGGAAUGCAACUUGUAAAACCUAAGGAAGAAGAUGUAGGCACUAAACCAAAAACUUCAAAUCAAAAGCCAGCAGUGCCUAAAAAAAUGGAAAUAAAUUUGUUCCAAGGGAAGAACGUAAGGAGUUUAGAGAGUGAUGAAAAACCCUCAACAAGUGUUCCUGUAGUGGGAAAUCAAGUGAAACAUGAGAAACCUGAGGAGGAUUUUGCAUUUGAUGAACCACCUUUUAAAAAGAUUAAAUCAACUACAUGUCCUGAAGGAAAGCCGGUAAAAAAUCUAGGAGGCAACAAAGUGAAAGAAGAAUUUGAAAUGAACUGGGAUAUUGUACAGGCCUUGUCAGAAAUAACAAAUGUUGAACCGUGGGUAUGUGCAAACUUAAUUCGCCUCUUUCAAGAAGAAAACACAAUUCCCUUUAUUGCUCGGUAUCGAAAAGAACUCAUCAAUAACCUGGAGGCCGAUGCCUUGCGAGAAGUGCAGCAAACAUUGGAAGAGUUACGUACUGUUGCGAAGAAGACUCAUACGAUGAUACAGAAGUUGAAGAAAGAAGGGAAACUAUCUGGAUGCCUUUUAGCAGCAUUAUUAAAUUGCAGAACUUUGGAAGAAUUAGACCAUGUGUCUGCCCCUUAUAAAACUGGGAGUAAAGGCACCAAAGCCCAGCGGGCCAAGCAGCUGGGAUUAGAACCUGCUGCUCUCUCCCUUCUGCAGAAUCCUAUGGGACUCAAUCUCUUUUCUUACAUUAGACCUAAUACCAAAGGACUUUCAACUAUCCAGGAAGUAGAGGCUGGAGUACAGCAUAUUUUGGCUGACAUCUUCGCUAAAGAUAAAGAUACACUGGAUUUUAUCAGGAAAUUAUGUCAGCAAAGGUACAUUUGUAUCCAGUCAGCCUUGGCGAAAGUGUCGUCCAAAAGUGUAAAUGAAAAAGACAUCGAUAAAUUCCAACUGUACCAUGAGUUUUCUUGUAAUAUAAAGAACAUUCAGCAUCAUCAGAUUCUGGCCAUUAACCGAGGGGAAAAUCUGAAGAUCCUGACAGUGAAGGUCAACAUUCCUGACGGGGUGAAGAAUGAAUUCUGUUGGUGGUGUGUCAAUGAAAGAUGGAGACCAAAACAGUUUUUAAAACCAGAGUUAAUGAGGAUACUACGGAGUUCGGUAGAGGAUGCGUAUAAACGCCUUAUAUAUCCUUUACUCUGUAGAGAAUUCAGAUCAAAGUUGACAUCCGAUGCAGAGAAGGAGUCUGUGAUGAUGUUUGGAAGAAAUCUCCGGCAGUUGCUUCUGACCAGCCCUGUGAGGGGGCGUACUUUGAUGGGAGUAGAUCCUGGCUACAAACAUGGCUGCAAGUUGGCAAUUAUUUCACCAACCAGUCAGAUCCUCCAUACGGAUGUCGUUUACUUGCAUUCUGGUCAAGGAUUUCGUGAAGCUGAGAAGAUAAAGAGGCUUCUGCUGCAGUACAACUGUAGCACUGUUGUGAUUGGCAAUGGCACGGCCUGCAGAGAAACAGAAGCUUACUUUGCUGACUUAAUUAUGAAGAAAUAUUUUGCACCACUGGAUGUCGUUUACUGUGGCUUGGCAGAUGAGGCUGGAUUGUUAUGUAGUGCUUUAAAACCAAAAAUCCUCAUUAACUUAAGCUGUCAUUCAGGAAGGUGGCUGAUAGAGAG